AUGACAACGUAUUUUAAGCUGGUGAAAGGUGCUACUAAGAUCAAGUCGGCUCCGCCUAAACAGAAGUACUUGGACCCGAUCUUACUAGGGACUAGCAGUGAGGAGGAUUUUUAUGAGAUCGUGAAGGGUUUGAAUUUCCGAAUUAAUGACACGGCUUGGACUAUUGUGUACAAGUCUUUGUUGGUGGUGCAUUUGAUGAUACGGGAGGGUGCCAAAGAUGUUGCAUUGCGGUACUACUCUAGGAAUUUGGAGUUUUUUGAUAUUGAGAACAUACGUGGUUCCAACGGCAGUGCGUCUGGAGAUAUGAGGGCACUUGAUAGGUACGAUAAUUACUUGAAGGUCAGAUGUAGAGAGUUUGGGAAAAUCAAAAAGGACUACGUGAGAGAUGGUUACCGGACGUUGAAGCUGAACAACAACAACUACGGAAACUCGAGAAACAAGCAACACUCCAUCAAUGUUGCAUUGGAUCACGUGGAGUCUUUGGAGGUACAAAUCCAGGCUCUUAUUAAAAACAGGUAUACGCAGUUUGACCUGAGCAACGAACUGAUCAUAUUCGGAUUCAAGCUGCUUAUUCAAGACCUGUUGGCUUUGUACAAUGCUCUCAACGAAGGUAUCAUAACUCUACUGGAGUCCUUCUUUGAACUGUCUCAUCACAAUGCAGAGAGAACUCUGGACCUGUAUAAGACGUUUGUGGAUCUGACCGAACAUGUUGUCAGGUACCUGAAGAGCGGUAAGACUGCGGGCUUAAAGAUACCCGUCAUCAAGCACAUCACUACGAAACUGGUCAGGUCGCUAGAAGAACAUUUACUAGAGGAUGAUAAGACUCACAACACGUUUGUGCCAAUCGAGGGAUCACCAGGCAGCACUGGUGCAAUGGGACCCAAGUCUACUGCACAGGAAAGAUUGGAGCAAAUUCGUGAACAAAAGAGGAUCCUAGAGGCACAAUUGAAAAAUGAGCAGGUGGCAAUAUCUCCCGUGGUGACCACUGUCACGCCGGCUCAAUCUUACAAUCCAUUCGGAACAGAUUCUGCUGCGCACACUAACUUUCCGAUGGCGGGUGGUAAUCAAAUGCAACAAAUAGCAAACAAUCCAUUUUCAACUCAAGGGCAACAGCAAGCCGUAAGUUCACAAACUGCUCGUGCAGAGCCUCCAACUCUGAGUGCUCCAGAAUAUGCAAUGGUCCAGCAAACAAUGAACACGAGCUCUAUGCAAGAUCGUGGCAUGAGUGCUCAACAGACAGGCUACUAUUCUAUAAAUAAUUAUAUGACUCCCACCUUCACAGGUGCAGGAUUUGGAGGAUACUCCGUUUCACAGGAUGCAACCACUGGUUCCAAUCAACAAAUCUCUCAACCACCAACUGGUUCUAACAAUCCAUUCGCAUUGCACAACGCUGCAACCAUUGCCACGGAAAAACCCGCACUGGAUCCUGCUCUGAAUAACCCAUUUUCACGACCAAACUUCAACGAACAGAAUACUGGCAUGCCAUUGCAGCAACAGGUAAUAUGUAAUCCUUUUCAAAACCAACCGUUUGAUCAACAACAACCAAAAAUGCCCUUAAGUACAAUUAAUAGUGUUAUGACCACUCCUACAAGCAUGCAUGGUUCAAUGAAUAUUCCUCAACGUUUCGAUAAUGCGGAAUUCCAAUUCCAGCCUCACUACGUUCAAGAUCAUCCACAACCACAGCUACAACCACAGCUACAACCACAGCUACAACAGGGGUACUACCCCCCAGCAACUGCAGCUGUCAACCCUACUCCAAAUAUCACUGAGACUGUUCAACCUCAGACUGUUCCUUUUUAUCCACAGCAGCCACAGCCAUCUCAAACGCACCAACAAAUUCUAGGAAACCAGUAUACCAACAACUUCAAUUUGAUUGAUAUGUGA
Molecule: messenger RNA, 1884 nt
Organism: Saccharomyces mikatae IFO 1815
Lineage: Eukaryota; Fungi; Ascomycota; Saccharomycetes; Saccharomycetales; Saccharomycetaceae
Product: Yap1801p
Exons: 1
Coding region: 1-1884 (627 amino acids)
Biological process (GO): clathrin coat assembly; clathrin-dependent endocytosis; vesicle budding from membrane
Cellular component (GO): clathrin-coated pit; clathrin-coated vesicle
Molecular function (GO): phosphatidylinositol-4,5-bisphosphate binding; clathrin heavy chain binding; 1-phosphatidylinositol binding
Source: RefSeq, a predicted model, not a curated record